This is a messenger RNA of Diuraphis noxia (Russian wheat aphid), 810 nucleotides long. RefSeq lists its product as uncharacterized. The record is from RefSeq and is a predicted model, not a curated record. NCBI's taxonomy places the organism in Eukaryota, Metazoa, Arthropoda, Insecta, Hemiptera, Aphididae.
AUGGAAAUCGUUUCAUGGCGGAGGAGAUAUUUGAGGACAAUACGCCAAUAUCGAGAGGAAGGUCGGYUUAUUUAUUACUUGGACGAAACUUGGGUCAAUGCUGGUGACGUUCAAUACAAAGUUUGGUGCRAUAAACCGGUUCAAUCAGCUAGAGAUGCGACUUCGAAGGGCCUUACAACCGGUGCAGUAAAACCAAGUGGUAAGGGGAAACGUCUUAUCGUUUGUCAUAUAGGUUCCGAAGACGGAUACGUCCCUGACAGUUUGUUGUGCWUUGAGUCAAAAAAAAACACUCAAGAUUAUCAUGAUGAAAUGAAUGGUGAAUGUUUUCGUGAAUGGAUGGAAAGUGUUUUGCCUAGACUCAAAGACAAUGCGGUGAUUGUUAUGGAUGACGCUCAUUAUCACUCCGUAAGACAGGACAAGGCACCAACUACAAAUUCUAGGAAAGCCGAUAUUGUCGCAUGGCUCGAGAGCAAAGGGGAGAUUAUAGAUCCUUCUAUGGUUAUUCGAGAGCUUAUUCCAAUUGUCAAUACACUGAAGCCAAUUUACAACAAAUAUGUUAUUGAUGAAAUAGUCAAGACACACAAUAAAUGUCUUCAUGAUGUCAACCGGUUAUUAAUCGAAGGCAUCCAAAGAGUGGAUUCUGACAUGUGGAAAAAUUUUGUUAAACAUGUAGUUGGCGAAAAAGACAAGUUAUGGAACAUGGACUUCGUCGUUGAUGUGUUGAUGGCUGAACGAGAACCAUGUGUUUUAACUGUGGCUAUCGAUGACUCGGACUCAGAUAACAACGUCAGACCUCUUUCAGACGAGUAA